AUGCACCAAGGGCCAGGAAGUGUGGCUGACAGAGUGUCCAGGGUAGAUUCUACAAAGGUUGUUGGUCCAGAUGGUCCUCUGGUUGUUGGAGCUGGUGAAGAUGUGAUUCUGCCCUGUUCUCUCAAACCCAGCAUCAGUGCUGUGGACAUGACAGUGGAGUGGUCUAGACUCCAUACAUCAGACUCACUGGUGCAUUUGUACAAAGAUGAUCAGUUUCACGUUGUUGGUCCAGAUGGUCCUCUUGUUGUUGGAGCUGGAGAAGAUCUGAUUCUGCCCUGUUCUCUCAAACCCAACAUCAGUGCUGUGGACAUGAGAGUGGAGUGGUUUAAACUCCAUACAUCAGACUCACUGGUGCAUUUAUACAAAGAUGGUGUUGACAGGAAUGAAGAUCAAAUUCAGUCUUACAGAGGGAGGACAUCACUGUUUAAAGAGGAACUGCAGAAAGGCAACACUUCAUUAAAACUAUUCAUAGUGAAAGUCUCUGAUGAGGGAGAAUACAAAUGUUUAAUCCAGUCAGAAAACUGGCAUGAUGAUGUUACUGUCCAAGUCAGUGUUGAAGUUGUGGGAACCAAGCCAGUGAUCUCUAUGGAGGGCUACAGUAUUGGUAAAGGGGUCAGUCUACUGUGUGAAUCAAAUGACUGGUGGCCUGAACCUGAAGUUCUGUGGCUGGACAGUGAUGGAAACCUUCUCCCUGCUGAAGAUACAGAGACACUCAGUGACCCAGAAAGAUUCCAUGUUAAAAAACGUGUCACUGUACAGGACAGUAACACCAACAGGUUCUACUGCAGAGUAAUACUGAGAGAUCAUAUGAAGGAGACAGAGAUUGUUAUAUCAAAGAGCAUUUUUCAUACCUGGAUAACUGCUGUUAUUUGCAUAUCAGUUGCAGUUUUAGUCAUCAUCAUUGGAUUAAUUGGACUUUAUUUCUAUUAUCGCAGAAUGAAAGAACAUACUGAGCAGAUACAAGAAGCAAAUCCCUACCUCAUCCUGUCUGAUGAUGGGAAACAAGUGAGAUGUGGAGAAGUUCGACAGAAUCUCCCUGACAACCCAGAGAGGUUUGAUGACAGUGUUCAUGCUCUCCUUGGAGUGGAGAGAUUCUCCUCAAGGAGAUUUACUAUGAGGUGCAGGUCAGUGGGAAAACUGACUGGAGUUUAG
Chanos chanos (milkfish) is the source of this 1152-nucleotide messenger RNA. Its product is annotated as butyrophilin subfamily 1 member A1-like. The record is from RefSeq and is a predicted model, not a curated record. Bases 1 to 1152 code for a protein of 383 amino acids. Gene Ontology annotation, molecular function: signaling receptor binding. Lineage: Eukaryota; Metazoa; Chordata; Actinopteri; Gonorynchiformes; Chanidae. Gene Ontology annotation, biological process: regulation of cytokine production; T cell receptor signaling pathway. Gene Ontology annotation, cellular component: external side of plasma membrane. The transcript is spliced from 7 exons.